Verticillium alfalfae VaMs.102 is the source of this 954-nucleotide messenger RNA. RefSeq lists its product as hypothetical. Bases 1 to 954 code for a protein of 317 amino acids. The record is from RefSeq and is a predicted model, not a curated record. Lineage: Eukaryota; Fungi; Ascomycota; Sordariomycetes; Glomerellales; Plectosphaerellaceae. The transcript has 2 exons.
AUGUCAGCGGCUCAGCUAUCCACGCGUACCAGUUCGUCUGCUCAGCGAUCAUCGAUGGAUCGCACACGCAUUUCCACAAACCACUCAGCUGCACCAUCAUCCUCGCCGGGUCUCCAGCAGGCCAAGCCCGAGAAAAUGAGAAAGAGACUCCAAAAGAACCCUUCCCGGCGGUCGGCCUCCAGUAACCUGUCGUUGAGUUUCAAGGCUGGUGCCAAUCCUGUGGUACAGCAAACGAUACAACCCAUCGCUUCGUCUCCCCGCGUGCCGCCAGAUCUGAGUGAUGCCAAAUGGCAAGAGUACCUACGGCGGAGUGGCAUGUUGGCGAUGGACUCAUCGUCACCGUUGCCAGGACUUAGUCCUCUUCAGGAACGAGCCGAUGCCAGCAACGUCGAGCAGACACCAACGAUCAUACCGGAAUUCAAACAUCUCGCUGUUAACAACACACCUCCUCGGCCGCUUCUUAAUAGUUUUGGUGUCAACUCUCCGACCUCUUCAACUUCGACGGCUUCCAGUGUCAGGCGUCAGGCAAAGACCCCGGUCACAUCCAUUGGCCAGCUGGAGGCAGGCUCAUUCGGGCGGCACUCCACCGAAGCCAGGAAAGCCACGAGCGUUGACCUCAUUGCGGCCCAGUAUCAAGCUCUCCUCGAGCCCAGUGAUACGGAUUCCAUAUACACGGACUGUUACUCAGAUCCUCCGCCACGCUCCGAACGACGACUGACAUCGUCGGGAACGAGGCGGCAACACAGCUCGGAGGAAGUCCCACCGCAGAAUGUCAUUGCCGUCCCACCAACGCGUCGAAAUACACAGGCCCAUUCGCCCACCUCGGACGACGGCACUUUGGUCGGCUUUGACGAGGAGGCGAUCUACUUUAAGCCCUUGUCAUUCUCGCCAGGACCGCCUUCCAGAAUAGCCCUUUUGUGGAUGGCGAAAUACCUUAUUGAUGUGAUUGAGUGA